Camarhynchus parvulus is the source of this 1412-nucleotide messenger RNA. RefSeq names its product myogenic factor 5 (gene MYF5). Gene Ontology annotation, biological process: positive regulation of myoblast differentiation; regulation of transcription by RNA polymerase II; muscle organ development. The record is from RefSeq and is a predicted model, not a curated record. Gene Ontology annotation, molecular function: DNA-binding transcription factor activity, RNA polymerase II-specific; RNA polymerase II cis-regulatory region sequence-specific DNA binding; protein dimerization activity. NCBI's taxonomy places the organism in Eukaryota, Metazoa, Chordata, Aves, Passeriformes, Thraupidae. Bases 93 to 869 code for a protein of 258 amino acids. The transcript is spliced from 3 exons.
CCUAAUUACGGAGGAAAUUGCCCCAGCGCGCUGCGGAGCGCCUCGCCGAGAGCCGGUGGCCGCCGUCUCGUACUGACGCCUCCGCAGCAGGGAUGGAGGUGAUGGACAGCUGCAAGUUCUCCCCGUCCGAGCUCUUCUAUGACAGCUCUUGUCUCUCCUCCCCGGAGGGCGAGUUUCCCGAGGAUUUUGAGCCCAGGGAUCUGCCUCCUUUCAGCGCCCACGAGCCCCCCGAGCCCGCCUGCUCCGAGGAAGAGGAGCAUGUCCGAGCUCCCACUGGCCACCACCAAGCUGGUCACUGCCUCAUGUGGGCUUGCAAAGCCUGCAAAAGAAAAUCCACCACAAUGGACCGGCGGAAGGCAGCCACCAUGAGGGAGAGGAGGAGGCUGAAGAAAGUGAACCAGGCUUUUGAGACCCUGAAGAGAUGCACCACUGCCAACCCCAACCAAAGACUCCCCAAAGUAGAGAUCCUGCGAAACGCCAUCAGAUACAUCGAGAGCCUCCAGGAGCUCUUGAGAGAACAGGUAGAAAACUACUAUCACCUGCCGGGACAGAGUUGCUCCGAACCGACCAGCCCCACUUCCAGCUGCUCCGACGGGAUGGCCGACUGUGGCAGCCCCGUUUGGUCGGCGAGAGGCGGCAGCUUCGACGCCGUCUACUGCGCCGAGAUGGCUCACGGGUACGCCGCCGACCAGAGCAGCGCCCUGUCCAGCCUGGACUGCCUCUCCAGCAUCGUGGACCGUCUGUCCCCGGCGGAGGAGCCAGGGCUGUCCCUCCGCGACGCCGACUCCCUCUCGCCCAGCGCCAGCAUCGACUCGGGGCCGGAGACGCCCGGGACGCCGCUGCCCCGACGGACGUACCAGGCGCUAUGAGGGGCCCGCGGGCCGGCACCCCGCGCCUGCCGCCGGGGCCGCCUCCCGCGCCCGGCCACCUCUUGCAAACGCUUCUCGGGCGAGAGGGGCAGCCCCGGAGCCCCUUGGGCCGCCGCUUCCCUCUGGGGCUGCAGGUAAAGCACCGCGCCCGCCCCCGGCCAGGGAUUUCCCGCACCCCGGCAGGGCGGGCAGGCCCCGGGGCUCGGGACACACGCGCUGCCCUGGAAUCUCCGCUGCAAAUAAAACGUGCUGUGAGAGAGCUGUCUGGCCGGCUGGUUCUUUAAGUGCAUUCCCUGGCAUGCGGGAGGGCAGCGGGACUCGGCUGCGGGGCGGCCGCCAGCAUCCCUGCUGAGCCCCCAUCCAGCCUCGGUCGUCCCUGAGCUCCUGCCUGCGGGACACCCCCUCUUCCCGCCCCCAUCACGGCCGUCCCCAGCCGGGACGUGGAGUGUCCUGCCGGGCUGGGGCCUGGGAGCUUGUCUGUCCUUCCACCAAUGUGCACUAUUCUGAGACCACUCAUGGAGCAACAAAAACGUGGACGUUUAA